AUGGGCCGAUUAAACCUCACUGCCAUCAACGUCCGCAAGACCGCGCUGGCCAGAGUCAAGGCCAAACAAAUCCCUUCGGUACCCAUCUGGGUCGAUAUCGUGCACGAUGUCCCGCCAGCACAGAUUCUCGUCCGCCAGCAGCCUGUCAGGCAUCCCCUGACAAAAGUCCGCACUCGAACUCUCCCCAGCGGAAAACCAGAACAAUACGCGCAAAUCACUGAACCUAAGAGACCCAAGUCAGCGAAAGCUCGCCAUGUCUUCACUCCCAAACCACUGCAUUACGAGGAGGAUUCAUUACGAAAAACCUUUUAUAGCGAUCAUCCCUGGGAGCUCGCGCGGCCCCGAGUCAUCGUCGAGACAUCGGGAGAACAAUACAAAAAUGCAGAUUGGUCAAAAGGCCUCGUCCAACCUGGAAUCCCGCUAUCUGGCGAAUGUGUGGUGCAACGACAACUCUGGCUGCUGGAAAACGUCCCAGAUAUCACUGUCCCGCAGGCCUACGACAUCGCACGGAAAGAGUUCUAUACGCUGCGCCGGCGUCAAGAGAGAAGGGACAGGAUCGCAGCUGAAGAGGCGAAACACAUGGGCGCUCGGUUUGGGAAGUCGGCCUUGCAGAUCAGCAUGGGCAUUGAGAAUGCAAUGUACAAUGAUUGGGAGAGAUGGAGCCGGCAGGUGGUCUUUGAGCAGACGUCAAGAGCUGCGGCUUUUGAAGGCACAGUCGCUAGUGCUGAGGACGAGGCUUUGAAGGACAAUGUGUUGGAAGAAGGCACAACCCAACCGCAGCAGCCAGGUGGUCGGCCUGCGAUUGGGGCUGCGGUGUUUGCUCAGCAAGCGCAGUUGGAUUCUCGUAUAUCAAGGCGUCCAGGUACUUUAUAG
This is a messenger RNA of Fonsecaea multimorphosa CBS 102226, 873 nucleotides long. RefSeq lists its product as uncharacterized. Lineage: Eukaryota; Fungi; Ascomycota; Eurotiomycetes; Chaetothyriales; Herpotrichiellaceae. Gene Ontology annotation, cellular component: mitochondrial small ribosomal subunit. Gene Ontology annotation, molecular function: structural constituent of ribosome. The transcript has a single exon. Bases 1 to 873 code for a protein of 290 amino acids. The record is from RefSeq and is a predicted model, not a curated record.